Molecule: messenger RNA, 6025 nt
Organism: Passer domesticus (house sparrow)
Lineage: Eukaryota; Metazoa; Chordata; Aves; Passeriformes; Passeridae
Gene: ITIH4
Product: inter-alpha-trypsin inhibitor heavy chain 4
Exons: 28
Coding region: 171-2648 (825 amino acids)
Biological process (GO): hyaluronan metabolic process
Molecular function (GO): serine-type endopeptidase inhibitor activity
Source: RefSeq, a predicted model, not a curated record
CAGGGUGGCGGCAUGGCUCAGGGUGGUGGCUCUCCCCUCACGGUUCUUCCCUCACAGUUCCCCUCAGAAUGUUUUCCCUCAGCUGGAUAUUUGUGCUAAAACACAGAGGAACCUCUGUGGGCACCUGCCAUGCUUCCCACACACCCUGAGUCUCUGCAGCAUGUCUGGGGAUGCCUGCUGUUGAAAUAUACAGCCUCCAUGUGGACAGCAAGGUCACAUCACGAUUUGCUCACACUGUCAUCACCAGCAGAAUUGUCAACCGAGCCAAUGAGUCCCGAGAGGCCACCUUUGAAGUGGAAUUACCCAAGACAGCCUUCAUCACCAACUUCUCCAUGUCCAUCGAUGGUGAAGUAUACCCAGGAAUAAUAAAGGAGAAAGCUGCUGCUCAAAACGAGUAUGACUCGGCAGUCUCACAAGGACAGAGUGCUGGCCUCGUCAAAAUUACAGACAGAAAGCUGGAGCAGUUCCACGUGUCCGUCAGCAUCGCGGCUGCCAGCAAAGUCACUUUUGAGCUGACCUACGAGGAGCUGCUGAAGCGGCAGCUGGGGAAGUACGAGCUGCUCCUCAAGGUCCGGCCCAAGCAGCUGGUUAAGCACUUCCAGAUCGAUGUGCACAUCUUCGAGCCCCAGGGCAUUCGCUUCUUGGAGACAGACAGCACAUUCAUGACAAACGAGUUAAGUGAGGCGCUCACCAAAGAGCAGAACGAAACCAAGGCUCAUAUUUUAUUUAAGCCAACUCUAGAUCAACAGAAGAAAAAUUCUGAACUUGAUGAAACGCUCCUCAAUGGUGAUUUUGUUGUGCGUUAUGAUGUUAAGAGAGAAGCCACUGCAGGUGAUAUACAGAUUGUCAAUGGGUAUUUUGUCCAUUACUUUGCACCCCAAGAAAUGCCAGUGUUUCCCAAAAAUGUCAUCUUUGUUAUAGACCGAAGUGGCUCCAUGACAGGCAGAAAAAUUGAACAGACAAGGGAUGCCCUGUUGAAGAUUUUGCAGGACCUCCGCCAAGAAGAUCAUUUCAGCUUUAUCACCUUCAACCACAAAGUGGUGGAGUGGAAGAGCUCUUUGCUGCCAGCCACUGAGGAGAAUGUGGCCAGUGCAGCAGCACUGGUGCAGACUCUCACUGCCAGGGGAGGCACAGACAUCAGUGGUGCCCUGCUGGCUGCCGUGGGCGUGCUGCAGAAAGCCCAGGGGCUGCCAGAGCGCAGCGUCUCCAUGAUUAUUCUGCUGACAGAUGGGCAGCCCACUUCUGGUGAGAGAAAUGUGGAAGUAAUUCAAGAAAACAUUCAGAAAGCAAUCAAUGGGAAAUAUGCUCUUUUCUGCCUUGGCUUUGGGUUUGAUGUCAGUUAUAAAUUCCUGGAGAAAAUGGCCCUGAGCAAUGGGGGAAUAGCACGGCGUAUCUAUGAAAAUGCUGAUGCAGCCCUGCAGCUCCAGGGCUUUUAUCAAGAAGUGGCUACCCCAAUAUUAAUGCAAAUUGAAAUGCAGUAUCCAGAAAAUUCCAUUGAAGGAUUAACUGAGAACAAUUUCAAGCUGUUUUUUGAAGGAUCUGAAAUUAUAGUGUCUGGAAAAAUUAGCAAUGAGCUGGAUCUUUUGCCAGUGGAAAUUAAAGCUCAGACACACACAAGUAACUUGACUCUUAAGGAAGAAGCAAAUGUCAAAGAGAAGGAGCAAAUAUUCCAAAAUCAGAGAUACAUCUUUGGGAAUUUCAUAGAGAGACUGUGGGCUUACUUGAGCAUUCAGCAGCUUCUGGAAAAAGCUAUUUCAGCCCAAGAAGAGGACCGGAAGGCCCUGGAGGCCCAAGCCUUGGAUCUGUCCCUGCAGUACAGCUUUGUCACACCACUCACUUCCAUGGUGGUCACCAAGCCCCAGCAGCAGGAGGAGCUGGCAAACAAACCCACCGAGGCUGAUAAUGAGAAGCCCAACAGUCUUCCAGCAGGAGGUCGACGGCCCGCUGAGCUCCAAACUGUCAGCAACAGGAAGAUGUUUUCAACAGUUUCCAGGCUCAGAGUUGCCAUGAGAGCACAACCUAUUGCCAAUGAACAUCCACAACUUCUCUUGCAAUUACCCAGACAAAAUGAAACAAUCUGCUUAAAUAUUGAUAAGACAGCACAAACCUCUAUCCACCUGCUGUCAGAUCCAGAGCAAGGACUCACUGUGACGGGGAAACUCGGAGAAGGAAUAAAUCACUUUGUGCAGUUUGAUAUUAACUAUGUGAAUCCCCCCGUGCAAAUCCAUGUCUACACUCAUGCGAUUCUUGUAAGCCACAAUAACAACAACAAUUGGAUAUCUUGGACAAAGUCAACCUCCUCCACCAUCCAGGGGCUGCAAGUGUCAGUUGAAAAGGAAAGGAGUGUUACAGCAUCGCUGCCUGAUACAGUCACAGUAAAAAUCUCCUUGGUCAGGUUUCCAGAUGAUUUCCUUGGCCUCUAUUUCUUGAACACCGACCGCUUUUCGGACAAAGUCACUGGAGUCCUGGGUCAAUUUUAUUCAAAAGCACAAUUUGGGAGUAACUCCAACAACGAUCAGAGAGCUGUGGAAAGACUCCUGAGAGUGUCUGGAUCUGAGCACAAAGUUUCCAGGUUGUACAAGAAAGAUUACAGGCUUGAGUCAGCCAAUGAACCUGUUUCCUGCUGGUCAAUAGAUCUAACUCCCUAGAGAAAAAUUCGGUGAAGAAAAUUAUGCAAAUGAAGCUCUUCCAAGUAUUUUUGGUACUUUCAUCAAGAAAAUCACACAGUUAAAGCCUUCCUGUUGCUCUAUGUAUGUGUCACAAAUAUUUUAUCUUGAAAUAAUUAUACUUUCAAGAUAUGACAGUCUUUGCUUGUUUGCUGUUUGAAAAUGGUUUCUAAUCUGCAAUGUGGUUUCGUUGUUGAAGAUUUAUGUAAAUGAACUGAAUAAAAUUGACAUUAUCAGCUAACAGUUUGGUAUGGACACAUGGACUUAGGUUUCCAAAGGAAAAUCAGUAGUGGCAUCAUCCAAGCCAACAAAUGUGUCAUGCAAACAGUAACAGAUCUCUAAAACUUUAUCCAGUUAUAGAUUACUGUGGUCUUGAACCAUGCAUUUUGGGAAAACACCAUGAAGUUUGAGGCAGUAUUAGUUUACCAUGUCUCUCAUUUUCUAUUUUAUUGCUGUAUCAGGGCUCUCUUGGAGGUUGUCCUGUGAGACCAUUCAAAUCUCAUGAUAUCAGCAGUGAAUGGGGUGAUGCAAACCCACACCAGCUGUGCUCCAGUUCAUUCUUGCAAAAGUCUCUGAGGCUCCCUUUUGGAAACAUCUCCAGAACAGCCACUGGCUGUUUGCAAAACCUCUGGUUGCAAAACACUGCAUUUCAACCCCAAAAGUUAGCAGCUUUUUUUGGCUCAAUUUCAUAUACUUUGCAAAUACUGGAAGACAUUUUACAAAUAAUGAACACCUCAAACCCAACCUACUGUGCACAGAGGUAACACUGCAGAGUAAAAAUACACACAGAAGCCUCUGCCCAUGGAAUCCAAGCUGUAGUUUCAGUCUUCUGCUUUUUCAGCCCGAAGUUGCUGGUGUGCCUGGCUGCUGCAGCUCCCAAAUCCAUGUAGUGCUGCUUGCCCUCUGCACUGUGCUUUCCAUUCUGAUUUUGCUCUUCAAAAACGCCUGUAUCUCCUAUAAAUUUAGCAACAAAUAUCUGCCUGUGCAUUUGGAGGAAGUUGCUUAGAAGAGACUGGGAACAAUAUAAUCUGUGUGAACACCAUCUAUCAGCCCAGCUCCAUUGUCAUGGACAAACCAGCAAGGAAUAUCAACCCCGUGUGCAGGAUCUCUUCUGUAAUCCUUCUGCCAGCCCCUGAAAGGGAAAACACAACCAUGGGAGCACUGAGACCCAGGAUGAAUUUCAAGUAUGGUGAAGUCAAUGGGCCGGAAAAACUGUCCUAAAAAGAGAAGCUAAAAUUACCAUUUCAGACAUUAAAACAGAAGCAAGCCAAAGAGAAAUCCCAAAAUUUCUACAUUCCUGUGCCUGUUUCUAUGUCCCUUCAGAGUCUGGAUUGGAUAAGCAAACACCAAGUUUCAGGAAUUUGGGUGAUUCUGUUAAUACUGACUGGAUGAUUCAACACAUUGAUUUGUGAAUUGAGACUUCAGGACAUUGAGCCACUGGUAUCCAAUACAAAAAUAAUAUUCUUGGACAACUUCGGAAGAUUUGUUGGUGCAAAGAAGUGUACAAAAUAGCCAUUGACAAUCUGAAAAAGAGAAUAUUAAAAAAAACCCCACAACACCACCAAAACGUUUGGUACAUUAUAAAGGUAAAACAGAUAGAGGAGAUAUUACUCUGAUUUAAUGUCUAUUAUCUGAGUGGUCUAAAAGGUUUUAAUGGCCCUGAUCAGUCUCACCUCUGUCCAUGGGCCCAGGGGUGUCAUUUAAGUGCAAGACUGGGUCUUUAGUCUUUAGACACUGAGCUACAGUGUCAGAACAGCUGCAGUGUCCUGUCUCCAGCUGUGCCACAGCUGUACCUGUUCCCAUCCAUGGACUCCACCGUUUUGGAUCCCACCCUGAAGACUGACUGCUGCUCCCACUCAGCUGCCUGUCCCUCAGGAAACAGCUAGCCCUCACUUAUCCCUGACCUUUACUGUGAAAGUUAAACUGUUCAACAGUUCAGAGUUUCAAGUUGUUAGACUUGCCUGCAAAUUAUCUGGAGUUGUUCUCUUCACAUCAUAUCUUACAGUAAAAUCCCCAUCCAAGACAGACUCUGAGCAACUUGCACAUUUUCUCUGCUGGUCAAGGGUUGGCUUGAAAGAGACAUGGCCCUGAAAAGAAAAGCCUUCCUUAGAUCUGACCCUUAAUAGCUGAAAAUCUUCUACUGAACACGUCUGCAUUUUUUAAAGCUGAUAUAUUUAUUUUAACAGACAUGAGAAUAGCCUGUUUUAUUGGGUUAGCUACUAGAUUGUAUGAAUCCAUAGGUACUUAGAAAUUUAUUGGUGGUAACUGACACGUGAAGGCUGCUAUCCAGGGCUUUCUCCAUAUGCUUACUUCCCCAUCUGCCUUGGGUCAGCUCUUUACUCUGAAAAACACCUUUGCUAAAGCUGUUGCAUGUUUUAGGAAUUCUACUACCCCCAUACAAGGGAAAACUACUUGUUAGUAAUUUAGUUUUUCUGUAAGAGAUAAUCUUACUGGUAUCCAGGCUUCUUGCUGCCAUUGUUAGCACUGAAAUUAUUAUUUCAGAAUUAUAACCAUAAUAUGUAAAUCAUGGAAUGCAGUAAUCAAUGUACCUUUUUUCCUGAAAAAGAUUUUUUAAUGGUAUUUUGGAGCUCAUUGGUGAUGAAUGUUCCUUCUGCUUCCAGCUCAGUGAUACCCUGGGGCUCAAAGAUAUCUACUUCAAUCUGAAAUAUUAAUUGAAAAUGUACUGUCAUUGAUUAAACCACAAUACAUCAACUCAGCCAUUUACAGGAGGAUCAGUGACUACAGGUGUGAAAGAGGGAUUUUCAUAAAAAUAAAGAAAUUUACUUUUGUAAUUCGUAACAGCAGUCCAAAUCUGCACUUGUGUGGUGGACACAUCUUCAGCCAAAGAAGAUGUUUCAAACACAGAAGUUAAAAACAAAGCUAGAAAUAAGUAAACUUUAAUAGAAAUGUGACUUGUUGGAGUCAAGUCAAUAUCCUACCAAGGCAGAUAGACACAAAAAGCUGCAGUAUUCCAGAAUGCAACAUAUGCACCACUGUGAUUUAAAGAUGGUGUUGUUUCACAGUGGUGUGAGAAAGCUGGAGUUUAUGUUAUAAAGGUAUAUACAAUUACUCCAAGGCAUUGUAUUAGCUUUUUCAGGUUUUCAUACAAGAUUUCUUUUGGAAUGCUCAGUAGAUGAGCAACUUUUUCAGGUUUACAAGUAAAAGCCUGCAUUAAAGCAUACUGAUGAGUACUGCCCAUGGGACUCAUGAGAAAUGUUAUCAUGGCCUUUAGCUCACCUGUAAAUGGGACCAAUGGGAAUGACUAUGGUACUCCACUUUCAAUAGAUAUGCAGAAUUCCAUCAUCUCUUAAAUUACAGACAAAUUUGAUCAGUUUGCCAUUUACCUCAAAAUCUUUGAC